Ophidiomyces ophidiicola is the source of this 7524-nucleotide messenger RNA. It is a transcript of the gene BPH1, whose product is annotated as beige protein-like 1. Gene Ontology annotation, molecular function: protein binding. The coding region runs from base 1 to 7524 and encodes 2507 amino acids. Lineage: Eukaryota; Fungi; Ascomycota; Eurotiomycetes; Onygenales; Onygenaceae. The transcript has 9 exons. The record is from RefSeq and is a predicted model, not a curated record.
AUGAGCAGCGCGCUUUUCCGUCAGAGGCGACCUUCAUCCCCCUCCUCCACCGAACGACUUCAUUCAAAGCUACGGCCUCCAAUCGAUACCUUAUCCCGCUGCAUACGCGACUCGCCCUCCAUUCAGGAUGUUUCGGAUGCUACGGAACUUGUGCUAUUCCUCCGUCACGCGUUAAUUGACGAUGGACAACUCAGAGAAGCAAAAGACGCGUUUCGCAACCUCCAGGGCUUCCAGGUGCUCUUCGAAGUGCUGGAGCGCCUGGAACGCGUCAUUUAUCACGGGUCGCUGGAUGUGCAGCAUCGGAGGGGAAUUCUAGCCCUUGUCGGAGAAAUAAUUGGCGUUCUGGGUGAGAGUUUGAAGGACCAUCAUGGCAAUAAACGCUACUUUGCAAAAAGAGCUUACGGAAGUGGAAGCGUUUCUUUUGAACAAACUUUAUCAAACAUCUCAGAAAAGCUAGAAGAUAGUGCUGGAGAUACUGGCACUGAAAUUGAGCAAUUCUAUGGUGGGCUACUUGCUGCUGGACUGGGGCAUCCCAUGGUGUCUGGGUUCUUUACCUCGCUCAGAAAGAAAUUUGAGAACGAUCAAGAAGCUACCCCCGCUGCUGUAAAAGCAGCCGUUUGUAGCACUCUUGGGUCUCUUGAAACGGUGGAGAACCCUGAAUUCUUUGGACCCCUGCUUUGUCUCUGGCUUAAGCAAUCAGCAUCCCCGCCCAAGCACCCGAUUCAGCGCCUAGCUGUUCCCGCUUGUCUUACGCACCUUGCCGUGCAGUCACCCCGAAAUCGUCUCGCACUUCAUUCUACUGGAAUACUAACAUACCUUCUAGAUGUAAUCUCUCAGUCAACUCGGGAUAGAGGAGAAUUGGAUCUAUACAUCGAGUUGGCCGUUACGUUGUGUGCUGAGGGCUUUCAAAACCUCCAGGAUGUCGCCAAGCUUUUUAGGAGUGCUCAUACCUCUUUAGAAGCGGCUAAAUUUCUUCUGGAAGCUGUGAAUUCAUCGAAAGGGCCUCCGUUUAUUCAAUUUGAUCUAUCAUCUCAGGGCUUCUCCUCAAUUGAACUACCUACCCUUGGAAAAUCAUUCCCCCCUAUCAGCUCUUCAGGAUAUACCCUGUCUGUCUGGGCACGGUUUGAUAGCUUUGAUCCCAAUGCUCACACUACAAUCUUUGGUGUCUUUGACGCGAGUCAGACGUGUUUCGUCCUUGCGUAUUUGGAGAAAGACACCCGCAACUUCAUCCUUCAAACAUCUAUAAAAGGCAGCCGUCCGAGCGUUCGAUUUAAGUCCACCGUUUUCUCUCCUGGCGUCUGGUAUCACAUUUGCGUCGUCCACAAACGGCCUAGAGCAGUGUCGUUGUCACGAGCUUUACUCUUCGUAAAUGGAGAACUUGUAGAGCAGUUGAAAUCUGAUUACCCUCAGGCCCCUGUUGGCCGCUCAGGCCAGAAAUCACCUCGUAUUCAAGCCUUCCUAGGAACCCCUCAAGACCUUGCAAUAUCUGUUGGUAAAGAUGUAUGUUCGUCUAGAUGGUCUCUGGCGUCAGCUGUGUUGUUCGAAGACGCCUUCACAGAUGAUAUAAUCUCAGUCUUUUGCCAACUAGGGCCCAGAUACCAUGGUAAUUUCCAAGACUGCUUGGGCUCGUUUCAGACAUACAGGGCUUCUGCGACCUUGAAUCUACGAAACGAGAGUCUUCAUCCCGGUAAAGAAGAGUACUCAGACAUCGUGACCGUGAUACGCCAAAAAGCUAGUAUUUUAAUACCAGAGACUUCAAUUCUAUUGAAUAUUUCUGCCACUGCUGUUUUUGACAAUGCCAACAAUAACCAUCUUGAUGAGUCUCAGCUCGUCAAAUCACUGUCGAGGAAUGCAGCUAAGCACUUGUAUCAUUUAGCCAGAGCAGGAGGAAAUCCUGUGGUCAUCAACGGUGCUGUGCCUGCUAUUAACAAUGCUCUAACGCAACCUCAAGGUGUUGCGAUCCUUACCGGGCGUCCCAUUGUAUCAGUUCCUCAGUCUUUGGAUGACUCUUCCUGGCGCAUUGGCGGCUGUGUUGCCGUUCAUCUUAGCAUGGUGGAAGCUGCGGCAACGCCUGACCAUAUUCGCCUAGCUGUACAGAUUCUAUUUGAAUCAGUACAAAGUAGCUGGCGGAACAGCGAGGCUAUGGAAAAAGAGAAUGGAUAUGGGAUUCUUGCCAUACUGUUAAAAGAAAAGCUGGGAGUCACCUUAGGCAUUGCGAAUAGCCCAGUGAAAAUUACACCCGUUUGCUCUACUUCACGCGAUAAGAAUGAGCUGGCCAUCGACCUUCUCUUACUUAUUCUGAAGUUUGUUGGAUACGAUUUCGAAAACCCGGACAAAUCCACUAUUAUAAAUCCUCUGGCGUACCGCAUUCUCUUGGUUGAUUUAGACAUAUGGCGCCUAGGUGACCUGCCCCUUCUCGAAAUUUACUAUUCUCAAUUUCGUACAUUUUGUGGCGAAAGCUAUCAUCAUCGGUUCAACUCUCGGCGUCUAUCUCGCAUGCGUGUCAUAAAAAAAUUGCUAGGCUCCCUAAAAGAUGGUACUUUUACAGCAGAGAGUUUGAAAUUAUUCAUGCCCGCGUUUAUCGGCCUAACGAAAUGCUCUAUGACAGCCGAAGUUCUUCGGUCUAUUGCACUUUUUAUUACAUUUUCUAUCCACAAGCCGAAAGAGCAGGGAAAAUUGCAAAAGAAGAAAAGCACUGCAAGUAUUGCAAAACAGCCUCGACGAGCUGUUGCGAAUCAGUUUUAUGGCAGGGCCGUUAAUUCCUUAUCCAAGGAAGAGAUAGGCAUAGACCUUCUUAGAGCUUUUGCGGAUAUAUUUUGUGCAACAGAUAAUACAGCUAAUAUACAAAAGUUUGCUCGAACCGUUACGAAUAAGUGGCUUCUUUAUCUUAUAUCCGAGGACGACCCCGUUGUAGUUCUCCUGGCAAUGAAAAUCCUAGCAAGACUUCUUACUGUUCAUGGAACAGCCUAUACAAGAAAAUUCGACAAAUCCGGGGGGUUCACGAUAUUGCGUCAUUGCCUGAAGCGCUGGUGGACUAUGCCUGCUUUGUGGCGUUUUUGCUUCGCCAUUCUUUUUGGCGAAGAUGUGAAAAAUAUUGAGAUUAACCAACAGUUUGACCAAACUACAUUCUCCGCACUUCUCAGCCGUUCGACCGGCGAGAAAGUUAUUUGUCCCGAAGUACUUGCAGUUAUUACUGGAAUGCUUCAAAGUGCAUUGAAAUGGUCCGUACUAAAGGCAGAUACCCAUGAGACUUAUGAUAUCAGUGAUGAUGGCUUGUGGCUUGGUGGUUCCGACAAUAGGAACAGGAACAGGCCGGAGACUCAACCAGCACAUGACGCAGAAUGUCCACAAGACUUACUAGACAAUGUUUUGCUUUUCCUCGCUAGACUUCACAAUAAGUCCUCAAAUUUCCGAGAGUUUGCCGCGACAUCAAAUUUUGUGGACGAGCUUCUUCUGGUCUUGUUCCCCAUCGUCGUAGGCUCCGAUUCAGUCAAUGCUAGUGUUGAACUGAAUUCGAACUAUUCAAGCCUCUCAUUUGGCAGUGAUGAUAUCGUGAUUCAACCACUUUCAAACUCUCGUCCAGUUUUAAGUACCAGCUCGGUAGAGCAAUCCGAAUCCGAGGAAAGAGGCAAACUACAGCGUGGCUCGUCGUUUGUAUUGAUUUCUUCGGAUAGGAAUAAAAAUAGCCCCUCCCCUGCUCGGCUAAGACACACGGUAGAACCUAAGACUGAUACAAUUCCAGAUGUACCAGCGCAUCCGUCCGUUGAAAAAUUGCUGCAGCUAGUGCUAUCUGUCUUCAUAGACCAGCUUUUGAACAGGAAGGAACUUCCUUACUCAACGAUGUCUCUGAAAAUCCCUCCAGGUUUUAUCGAGCACAGAGUGUACUUCGGAUCAUGGCUACAACGAAAUGCUCUGUCGCAAGCCGAACAAACAAUUUCUACCAACCAAAAAGUUUUGUUGGAGCCUAGAGUUUUAACCAACAUUUCAAGAUUGCUGGCUCAGGUUGCAGAUACCAUAUACGAAGGUUCAUUUAUAGGCGGUGCUAUAGCAAUAUUGGACUUCGUCGGUCCAGCCUUGGAGUAUCUUCAGAGCAGCGAUAUCGCAUCCCUGAAGAUCAUUCGUCUUUGCAGCCAGACAAUUUCAAAUAUUCGAUCCACUGUUUUCCGUACGAUGCUAUUACGACUAUCAGGAGCUGAAGAUACUGCGGCUCUUGAGUUUCUAAAGCGUCUUUCCUAUUGGCAAACCGUGCUCCUGGGCAGUGAAGAGAUGCAAACAGAGUACUUGCAGCUGAUGUGCUAUCUUUUAUAUUCAAAAAUAGUCAACGAAAAAGAAAAUAUACGAUUGGAAGCUGCCGCCCUAUGGCGUAUCAUCUUGGUACAGAAGCCAACAGAAACCCUCGCCAUGUUGAGCCAGACAAGUUAUUCCUUACAUAAACGUCUCUCCGCUGGGUUUCAGAAGCUUGUCGCAAUGGAUGAUACCAGUUUUCUUCAGUGGAUUGACGACCAACGCGAUGACCUUGACUGUUUUUUCUUUGGUACACUGUCAAAAGUAUGGGAGAAUUUUGUGAAACAGGAAAAUAUCAAGACAACUGAAAACGCCAAGAUUCGAUUAUCGAAAAGAAAGGAGAUAUUGAAGCAGUGGAGCCAAAUUGACGCGACCAACGAAGAACUUAUUCGCAAGCAUGAUGUUACUUUUGGACACUGGACUUCUAACAUAUCCCUCUCUGAGAGAUUGAAGCAUCAUAGAUCUGCUCAAGAUCAGCAAGAUGACUUUACUUUCCUAUUGUCCAACCUUUCUCAUAUUUAUCGUGACCUUCGCCGGGACAACGGCCUCCUUGCCGAUGGUAAAGAGACUAAAUGGCGGUUAGAUCAAACGGAAGGCCGAAGUAGAAUGCGUCAACGUGUCAUUCCCGAUGAUACGGUUGGCAAGCAAGACUAUCAGCCUAAGCGAAAGGCUACCGGUGAAUCACAGUCAAGACCGGACAGUCGACCGCGCUCCAAUACCGAGAGCGAUGUAGCGGCCAUCACCAUAGAAGCAGAACGGCCAGACGAAGAGCCCGUGGAAAACGAUACUGAAGAUAAAACAGAUAUGGAGGACAGCUUCGAAAUAAUCGACGGACCUAGAGAGAAUGACGAAGAUUACGAAGACAAAAAUAGGAAGGUUAUGAGAAGUUUACAUCGAGGAGACCAGGUGCAACACGUACAUAAUAUGUCAAGAAUUGUUGGACUCGAAGCCUAUGAAGGCCUUUUAAUCCUUGGGAAGAGCAGCAUUUACAUCAUGGAUGACUAUUUCCAGCGGCCUGAUGGUGAGAUUGUUAAUGUUUGGCAAGCUCCCCGUGAGGAAAGAGACCCUUACGUUCGCAUGAUCUCCGGUCGAGAGUCUAGUGAACGGAAGUUCAACAACGGUGAGCACGAAAGCAGGAGCUGGAAGUGGCUUGAUGUUGUCAGUGUUUCAAAACGACGUUUUUUAUUCCGAGAUGUGGCGCUAGAGAUAUUCUUUACAGAUGGUCGCAGUUUCUUGAUAACACUGAUAUCUUCUGCUGCUAGAGAUGGUCUUUAUGCGCAAUUAAGUUCUAAAGCACCACAAUCUCAGGGAACCGGAAAUUUGUCACAACCUGAUGAUACUUGGAGAUUUGAAGCGCUUCUUGAUCAAGAUAACAAACCACAGUUCUUUGGCUCGAAGAUCGCUAAUGUUUUUGGUCAAGCGGGCCUACACCCUGCAACGCGGAAGUGGUUAAGGGGUGAAAUGUCCAAUUUUCAUUAUUUAAUGCAGGUCAACACAUGGGCCGGGCGGACAUUCAACGACUUGACUCAAUAUCCCGUAUUUCCUUGGAUUUUGGCAGACUACACCAGCGAAGAAUUAGACCUCACCAACCCCAAGACUUUUAGAGACCUUUCGAAACCUAUGGGAUGCCAAACACCUGAAAGAGAAGCUGAAUUUAGGAGCAGAUAUCAAUCUUUUGCUGAGAUGGGCGACCAUAACGCUCCUCCAUUUCACUACGGAACUCACUAUUCAUCUGCGAUGAUAGUAUGUUCUUAUUUAAUACGGCUCCAGCCAUUUGUUAAGUCUUACCUUCUUUUGCAAGGUGGAGCUUUUGAUCAUGCUGAUCGACUAUUCUACUCCAUUGCAAAAACGUGGAACUCGGCGUCGACCGUGAAUAUGACAGAUGUGAGGGAAUUGACCCCUGAGUUCUUCUACCUGCCUGAAUUCCUUGUCAAUUCCAAUAAAUAUGACUUUGGCUCGAGACAAAAUAUGACACAGAAUAUUGACUCGGUAGAACUUCCGCCGUGGGCCAAAGGGGAUCCGAAUAUAUUUAUUGCAAAGCACCGCGAGGCUCUUGAGAGCCCCUACGUGAGCAGGAAUCUCCAUCAGUGGAUUGACCUCAUCUUUGGCUGGAAACAGAAGGGCGAGGCUGCGUUCGAAGCUGUCAAUGUUUUUCAUCAUCUCUCUUACCAAGGCGCGAAAGAUAUCGACAAUAUUGUCGACCCCAUGGAGAGGCUGGCUACAAUUGGUAUCAUCCAUAAUUUUGGGCAGACUCCACACCAAGUGUUUACUAAACCCCAUCUCCAACGAGAAGAAAUGCAUCAUAAGCUUAAUCAGCUAGAUAUUGCUGCAGAGGGUUUAACUAACACUCCAUUUACGUUGCUAGAUUCCCAGGAACGCGUGGCGUCUCUAUCUUUUUCGACAAAACUCGAUCGAUUGCUAUGCUCUGCUGCACUGCGGUUAAAUAUACCCCCUAGCUACGAGAAGUAUAUGGAAUGGGGGUUCUCAGAUAACAGUGUCCGCCUGUACUCUGCGGAUAGCAGAAAGCUUAUCGGUCAUUUUGAGCAUCUUCAUGUUGGCCAACUGUCCUGCGCUUUAUUUGCAGAUUCACAGACCCUGAUAACAGCUGGAGAGGAUUGCACUAUAUCUGUCUGGUCUUAUACUACGACCGCUAGAUCGGCAGACCUCCAUCCUAAAGCUUCUUUGUUUGGACAUCGGACGCCAGUGACGGUGCUAGCCGUAUCUCGUUCCUUUAGCACCAUACUCUCUGCCUCGAAAGACGGCACACUGAUGCUAUGGGAUCUGAAUCGUUUAGAGUUUGUGAGAAAACUGCCCUCCGGCGAAGCUGUCGACCAUGCCCGUAUUAAUGACGCAACGGGAAAUAUCAUGAUCUGCCGUGGAAAUCGAUUGAGUCUAUUCACGUUAAAUGGCAUGUUGUUACUGGAGCAAAUCAUUUGCGACCAAAAUGAGGAUAGUGUCCUCUCAUGUGCCUUUUAUGAAGGCGUCAGCAAUGAAUGGAUCGAGCGAGAAUUGAUCUUCACUGGUCACCGACGGGGACUAGUUAACAUUUGGAGUAAGACUAUCCGAAAUGGACGGUUUGAAUUAGAUUUGAUUCGCCAACUGCACCAUGUUGAUCAGGCUCGCGGAGAUGGGCCGGUUUCUACCGCAGGUAUAACUUGCAUAUUGCCAAUGGCACAAGUCGUGUAUACGGGUGAUGAAGCUGGUCGGGUGUAUGAAUGGAACUGUGUACAACGGCGCUGA